Molecule: messenger RNA, 4426 nt
Organism: Thalassophryne amazonica
Lineage: Eukaryota; Metazoa; Chordata; Actinopteri; Batrachoidiformes; Batrachoididae
Product: ice-structuring glycoprotein-like
Exons: 13
Coding region: 1008-4355 (1115 amino acids)
Biological process (GO): regulation of glutamate receptor signaling pathway
Source: RefSeq, a predicted model, not a curated record
ACAACAAUGCAACAGCAACAACCGCAGCUGCCACUGCAGCUACCAACAUCACCGCCGCAGCUUCUACUGUAAACAACAAUGCAACAGCAACAACCGCAGCUGCCACUGCAGCUACCAACAUCACCGCCGCAGCUUCUACUGUAAACAACAAUGCAACAGCAACUACCGCAGCUGCCACUGCAACUAUCAACAUCAACACCACAGCUGCUACUGUAAACAACAAUGCAACAGCAACUACCGCAGCUGCCACUGCAGCUAUCAACAUCACCACCACAGCUGCUACUGUAAACAACAAUGCAACAGCAACUACCGCAGCUUCCACUGCAGCUACCAACAUCACCACCGCAGCUGCUACUGUAAACAACAAUGCAACAGCAACAACCGCAGCUGCCACUGCAGCUACCAACAUCACCACCACAGCUUCUACUGUAAACAACAAUGCAACAGCAACAACCGCAGCUGCCACUGCAGCUACCAACAUCACCACCGCAGCUGCCACUGUAAACAACAAUGCAACAGCAACUACCACAGCUGCCACUAAAGCUACCAACACCACCGCAGCUUCUACUGUAAACAACAAUGCAACAGCAACUACCGCAGCUGCCACUGCAGCUACCAACAUCAUCACCGCAGCUGCCACUGUAAACAACAAUGCAACAGCAACUACCGCAGCUGCCACUGCAGCUACCAACAUCACCACUACAGCUGCCGUUGCUACCACCCCAACUACGACAACAUCUCAACUGACAACAGCAGUAGCAACUCCAGCUCCUGAGCUUUUCAUCAUAGCAGCACGUCUCACUACUCCGAUUGAUCGUACCGGGUGUGGCACCACUGAUUUGUGCAUAUCUGAGGCCCCGAAUUGUGAUCCAUCACAAAGCCCUUGUAUCUUCUUGGCUGUUCGCUCAGUCGGUGGUGAUCGGUUCAGAUUUAAGUUUUCAGGAUUUUCAAGUGGCUACAUUGCUAUCAUCAUCUCACCUGACACCACACUGGGAGGAAAUGACACCAUGUACAUCUGUAACGACAAUAAGAAUACAUCGGUAAAAUUUUUCAGUGCUCUGUUUGACCAGGGCACAGUGACUUUGGUGUCGCCACAAAGUGUGACCUCAGUGACGGGUAACGUCGCAGGAACAAGGAUCCAGUGUGUAUUUGAGGCACUGUUAUUUAUCCCAAUGGGACGAACCCUAAACAACUUACUGUCGAUGGGCACUGGAACUGUUAUUGAAAAUGGAACUGCAAAACCUCCAGAACUCACAUACCAAGGGAUGGGAGUUGAUUUUAACACUCCAAACUCCACUGUCCCCAUGAAUUUAAUUUCUUCAACCACAAGCCCGACGACUGUAGCAACAACUGUGACUACCAUAGUGACAAACGCUACCUCCCCUACCGUGGCUACCACAGCAGUAACCAAUGCCACCACUGCGGCAGCCAAUGUUACCUCCCCUACAGUGUCUACCACAGCAGCUACCAAUGCCACCACUGCGGCAGCCAAUGUUACCUCCCCUACAGUGUCUACCACAGCAGUAACCAAUGCCACCACUGCGGCAGCCAAUGUUACCUCCCCUACCGUUGCAACGACAGCAGCUACCAAUGCCACCACUGCGGCAGCCAAUGUUACCUCCCCUACAGUGUCUACCACAGCAGUAACCAAUGCCACCACUGCGGCAGUCAAUGUUACCUCCCCUACCGUUGCAACGACAGCAGCUACCAAUGCCACCACUGCGGCAGCCAAUGUUACCUCCCCUACAGUGUCUACCACAGCAGUAACCAAUGCCACCACUGCGGCAGCCAAUGUUACCUCCCCUACAGUGUCUACCACAGCAGUAACCAAUGCCACCACUGCGGCAGCCAAUGUUACCUCCCCUACAGUGUCUACCACAGCAGUAACCAAUGCCACCACUGCAGCAGCCACUGCAGCUACCAACAUCACCACCGCAGCUCCUACUGUAAACAACAAUGCAACAGCAACUACCGCAGCUGCCACUGCAGCUACCAACAUCACCACUACAGCUGCUGUUGCUACCACCCCCACAACGACAACAUCUCAACUGACAACAGCAGUAGCAACUCCAGCUCCUGAGCUUUUCAUCAUAGCAGCACCUCUCGCUACUCCGACUGAUCGUACGGGGUGUGGCACCACUGAUUUGUGCAUAUCUGAGGCCCCGAAUUGUGAUCCAUCACAAAGCCCUUGUAUCUUCUUGGCUGUUCGCUCAGUCGGCGGUGAUCGGUUCAGAUUUAAGUUUUCAGGAUUCUCAAGUGGCUACAUUGCUAUCAUCAUCUCACCUGACCUCACGCCGGGAGAAGAUGACACCAUGUACAUCUGUAACAACAAUGACAACAACAAGAAAGGAUCUGUCAUAUUUUUCUCCGGUCUGUUUGACCCGGGAGAGGUGACUUUGGUGCCGCCACAAAGUGUGACCUCAGUAACGGGCAGCGUCACAGGAAGAAGAAUCCAGUGUGUAUUUGAGGCACCGUUAUUUAUCUCAAUGGGAAGAAGCCUAACAAACAGCCUGUCACUCGGCGAAGGAAAACAGGCAAUCUCAGACAACGGAACUAUAGAAACUCCAGAAAUCACAUACCGAGGGGUUGGAAUAGACUUUAACAAUACAAACUCCACUGUACCCGAAAAUUUGAUUUCCAUAAAUGCAAGCACAACCACUGUAGCUGCCAGCACUGCCACCAGUGCGGUGACUAGUGCAACCACACCUACUGCAGGUGCCACUGCAGCUACCAACAUCACCACUGCAGCUGCUACUGUAAACAACAAUGCAACAGCAACAACCUCAGCUGCCACAGCAGCUACCAACAUCACCGCCGCAGCUUCUACUGUAAACAACAAUGCAACAGCAACUACCGCAGCUGCCACUGAAGCUAUCAACAUCACCACCACAGCUGCUACUGUAAACAACAAUGCAACAGCAACUACCGCAGCUGCCACUGCAGCUACCAACAUCACCACCGCAGCUGCUACUGUAAACAACAAUGCAACAGCAACAACCGCAGCUGCCACUGCAGCUACCAACAUCAACACCGCAGCUUCUACUGUAAACAACAAUGCAACAGCAACAACCGCAGCUGCCACUGCAGCUACCAACAUCACCGCCGCAGCUUCUACUGUAAACAACAAUGCAACAGCAACAACCGCAGCUGCCACUGCAGCUACCAACAUCACCGCCGCAGCUUCUACUGUAAACAACAAUGCAACAGCAACUACCGCAGCUGCCACUGCAACUAUCAACAUCAACACCACAGCUGCUACUGUAAACAACAAUGCAACAGCAACUACCGCAGCUGCCACUGCAGCUAUCAACAUCACCACCACAGCUGCUACUGUAAACAACAAUGCAACAGCAACUACCGCAGCUUCCACUGCAGCUACCAACAUCACCACCGCAGCUGCUACUGUAAACAACAAUGCAACAGCAACAACCGCAGCUGCCACUGCAGCUACCAACAUCACCACCACAGCUUCUACUGUAAACAACAAUGCAACAGCAACAACCGCAGCUGCCACUGCAGCUACCAACAUCACCACCGCAGCUGCCACUGUAAACAACAAUGCAACAGCAACUACCACAGCUACCACUAAAGCUACCAACACCACCGCAGCUUCUACUGUAAACAACAAUGCAACAGCAACUACCGCAGCUGCCACUGCAGCUACCAACAUCAUCACCGCAGCUGCCACUGUAAACAACAAUGCAACAGCAACUACCGCAGCUGCCACUGCAGCUACCAACAUCACCACUACAGCUGCCGUUGCUACCACCCCAACUACGACAACAUCUCAACUGACAACAGCAGUAGCAACUCCAGCUCCUGAGCUUUUCAUCAUAGCAGCACGUCUCACUACUCCGAUUGAUCGUACCGGGUGUGGCACCACUGAUUUGUGCAUAUCUGAGGCCCCGAAUUGUGAUCCAUCACAAAGCCCUUGUAUCUUCUUGGCUGUUCGCUCAGUCGGUGGUGAUCGGUUCAGAUUUAAGUUUUCAGGAUUUUCAAGUGGCUACAUUGCUAUCAUCAUCUCACCUGACACCACACUGGGAGGAAAUGACACCAUGUACAUCUGUAACGACAAUAAGAAUACAUCGGUAAAAUUUUUCAGUGCUCUGUUUGACCAGGGCACAGUGACUUUGGUGUCGCCACAAAGUGUGACCUCAGUGACGGGUAACGUCGCAGGAACAAGGAUCCAGUGUGUAUUUGAGGCACUGUUAUUUAUCCCAAUGGGACGAACCCUAACAACUUACUGUCGAUGGGCACUGGAACUGUUAUUGAAAAUGGAACUGCAAAACCUCCAGAACUCACAUACCAAGGGAUGGGAGUUGAUUUUAACACUCCAAACUCCACUGUCCCCAUGAAUUUAAUUUCUUCAACCACAAGCCCGACGACUGUAGCAACAACUGUGACUACCAUAGUGACAAACGCUACC